CCCGCCGCGCCGCCAGGGGGCGAGGGGCGCUGGGGGGGCGCGGCCGCCGCCGCCGCCGCGGCAGCCCGAGCGGAGGAAGAUGGCGGCGGCCGGCCCCGAGCAGAAUCCCAACCUCUCAGACUGUUUCCCUACCUAAUUCUGAGUUUUCGUAGGGUUACGGUGGCUUCCAGAGUGUCACCAAGGAAACCUCUUUCUGGACAUCAUCUCCUUCUUCAACAAUAAGGAAAGCAGAAGACAUUUUUACCCUUUACAUUAGUGUAUACACACACACAGAGUAUAGCAAGCUUAAGGUGCAGCUUCAUGAUGCGUUUCAGAUGAGCAAAUCUAAGGCCAUCAAAAAAAUCAACGCUUUGCCUGAAGAACUGAACCCUAAAACAGCAACUAACUGCAGUCGAGGAAGCAAAGUUCUAACGGCCCUGUGAAGAAGUCUAUGCGUGAGAAGGCUGUAGAACGCAGGAAUGUUAAUAAGGAGCACAACAGUAACUUUAAAGCGGGAUACAUUCCAAUUGAUGAAGACCGUCUCCAUAAGACAGGCUUACGUGGCAGGAAAGGCAACUUGGCCAUUUGUGUGAUCAUUCUUCUUUUCAUUUUGGCUGUCAUCAAUUUGAUUAUUACACUUGUUAUCUGGGCUGUGAUUCGAAUUGGUCCCAACGGCUGUGACAGUAUGGAGUUCCACGAGAGUGGCUUACUGAGGUUUAAGCAAGUUUCUGACAUGGGUGUUAUACAUCCGUUAUAUAAAAGCACUGUAGGAGGCAGACGUAAUGAAGAUUUGGUGAUUACUGGAAAUAAUCAGCCUAUUGUAUUUCAGCAGGGAACAACAAAGCUUAGUGUGGAGAAGGACAAAACUUCUAUUACAAGUGAUAUUGGCAUGGAAUUUGUUGACCCACGGACACAAAACACCUUGUUCAGCACAGACUAUGAAACUCAUGAGUUUCAUCUGCCAAAUGGAGUUAAAAUCUUGAAUGUACAAAAGGCUUCUACAGAGAGGAUUACCAGCAACGCAACUAGUGAUCUAAACAUAAAGGUUGAUGGACGUGCUAUUGUCCGUGGAAAUGAAGGAGUUUUCAUUACAGGCAAGACCAUUGAGUUUCGCAUGGGAGGUAACAUGGAACUUAAAGCAGAAAACAGCAUUAUCCUGAAUGGAACUGUGAUGGUCAGCCCAUCGCGAUUGCCAAGUUCUUCUUUUGGGGAACAGUUUAAUAAUGGUAACUGGUUGCGUUUCAAGCUCUGUAUGUGCGCAGAUGGAACACUCUUCAAGGUUCAAGUGGCAGGAUAUAACAUGGGUUGUCAGACUUCGGUCAAUCCAUGUGGAGCCACACACUAAAACACAAAGCACUACCCGGAGAGUUCUCGUCUGUGUUUACAUUUGUUUGUAUGAAGUAAUUGCAUGCCUUGAAGCAUUUCUGUUUUUACAGCAGUUUAGACUAACACUGAUUGUAUUAUUUUUUUAAACACAGGUUAUGCUCAGCAAUAUUAUUUCAUCAUCGCAUUUGUCCUAAUAGUGGCUCUAAUUUAGUAAGGUGCUGUAACAUGUUUCAAUUUACAUGCAUACUGAAGUACCUUCCUGAAUUGGGACCAACAGAAUUUAUUUAAAGGCAACAUGAUCUUAGAAAUGAUAUUGACUGCCUUCAGUUGUCUCUAAAGCAGGUUUUUGUCCUGCCUCCCAAUUCCUUGAAGAUUGCUGAGAACAAAACAGCAAUUUGAAGUACUUCAACAGGAACAUCAACGUGCUGUUUGAAGCAGACUUGUCUAGGAUGGUUGAAGUGGCAAACUUUGUGUCCUCUACUCUCUCUCUUACCAAAGAUUGAUAUAAAGAUUUCUCUCCAAAUUAAGUGGUCUACCAUGUGUGCACUAAAAGACAGACAGUGGCAGAUUCACUUUUAAAUAUUGCGUUACUUCUACCAUGUAGUCUCAUGGAGUUAAAAAAAAAUUAUUCUACCAUUAAUAAUAUUUGCAAAAUAAUAUAUAGUAUGGAAAUAUAAUUUUAAUUUUGAAAUAUUCUAGCUGGUUAAUAGUGCAAAUUGUAAUUACUCACGUGUUUCUCGAGCUCCAUAAUAUCUGGGCAGUUUAGGUAUUCUACACUUGCUUGAUUUAUGUGAAGUAUUUAUUUUUUUUAAUAUGUACUGAUAAUUUGCUCUCUACUCAAAAGUAUUUUCCUGGGUGCUUUAAUGUGAACAAUAUAUUAAUUUGUUUUUUAACAGCUGAUAAGCUAAAGCAUGGCAUGGCUAUAAGCAACAGUGUUUGAGAUUAGGUCUCUCUUUCCCACAAAUAUGAGUACCAAUGCAUUACUGAGAACCUCAGAAUUAAAUUCUGAAUUUAACAAAACUGCAAGUCUGUAAUUCUAAAUGUGAUGGUAUUGGAUCCCAUGACAGCACAGUAAACGUGUAUCUGAAUUUGUCAACAGUGAAACUUUGUAUAUGAUGAACUGAGACCUUACAGAAAUUAUUAUAGCCUUAUAACUACUUUGGAGAGAUAAGGUGUUUUGUGCUAAAAACAGACCAGCUCAUUAUAAGAUGUGGUUUUUUUAGUUUAAAGUAUUAUCUGCAGUAGCAUCAAGUAACCUUAACGAAGGCCACAAAGGUGACUUGACAAGCACUUGACAAGCUUUCUAGAUAAGCACACACUUUGCUUCCUAAAAGUUUUACAAAUGUUACAUAUUAACUUCAGAUUGAAUUUUUUAUUUGUUAUGGGAAGACAAAUUACGAUGUUUUAUAGCUUCCAAGUACACAGAAUUCCACAAAGGACAAGUCAGUCCCUGCUGCAAGGAACUUCCUAUCUAAGGUCUUGAUUCCUGCCUUUGACUAGAAGUCAGUAGGAGCUAAAUGGGUGGAAGUGAUUUUAGAGGGGGGAUCUGUAGGUCAGGCAUUAUGCCACACAGCAGGUCAGAGGGGUCACAUGAGGGAAGUAUGUCAUUAAAACUGCAUAAAAGCACAGCAAAGUUUUGAUGCUCAGAUGGGAGUCAGGGUUAUUUUGAACAAAAAUGGAAUAAAAUAAGUCACUUAAUUGCUCACAGUAAAGAUUAUGGAAAAGUGCUCACAUUUUGCACACUGCAUUUGUAGUUUUACUACAGUUGGUAUUAAUCAUGUCAAUAAAGAUUUUGCUGAAACCAUGCAUGCAUACAUCUUUCCUGGUCUAAAUGGUGCCAUAAUUAGUAUUUGUUGCAAUUAAGUGGAGGAAACAAACCAUAACAGAACUUUUGCUCUUUUAAUAGUAGUAUCAGCAGAACCCUCAAAGCUGAAAUAGAUCUUGGUAAAUAACAAAUACUGCUUCGACCAAAUAGACUACAUAUAAAGGACACAUUAUAGCUUGUAUGGUUAAUACUGAUAUGCCUAUAUGCAAAUAUUGGAUUCUAUACCAGUAAUUUUCAGAACUCUUAUUAAAAUACUACAUGCAAUAUAGCUGAAAAAUUUCUUGCAAAGCUACUUUUAAAUUAUGGUUUGGAGAAUUGUUUUUGAAGUGUGGAUUUUUAGUCAACAAACUAGCAAAACCAAUCAUACAGAUACCAAUUAAUAUAAAUUAUCAAUUUGUUAGCCAUUAUUUAUGUAUUGUUAAUGUAUUUUAUUGCUUUCACUACAGAAUUUGAGAAACAUUGAUGCCGUACAUGCUGUGUUGUGCAUUUUUUGUGGUUUAUCUUCUAACUGCUUAACAUACAUUUUUCUGUACUUGUUUAAAAGUGUGACACAUUUCUUUUAAUCCUGCAGAUGCACUUGAGAGUCUAGACGUGUUUGAAAUACAGACUACACGCCUGUAUAAAAUAGAGCACUGUACUUUAAAACAACUUACAUGUGAAGAAUUCUCUGCAUUUGUAAAGGUGGUGGUUGUUUCAAUAAGACAAUUGAAUUUCUCACCUUUGUUUUGAAAUGGAACAAUAAAUUCUAAGACACAA
Messenger RNA from Dromaius novaehollandiae (emu), 3886 nucleotides. It is a transcript of the gene SGCB, whose product is annotated as sarcoglycan beta. The transcript is spliced from 7 exons. Gene Ontology annotation, biological process: muscle organ development. Lineage: Eukaryota; Metazoa; Chordata; Aves; Casuariiformes; Dromaiidae. The record is from RefSeq and is a predicted model, not a curated record. Gene Ontology annotation, cellular component: sarcolemma; sarcoglycan complex. The coding region runs from base 431 to 1324 and encodes 297 amino acids.